AUGGUCGACGGAUCCUUCUCGCUAGCCGAAUUGGCAAAGGGCACACCUAAUCCAACGGAUGAAGCUGCUGAAGUCUGGGCUCAAUUGAUUGGUGCCAAGAGAGGUGCCAUUGACUUUUAUCGACUCAAUACAACGGUACCAUCGUCUGCGGGGGAACAGACGGGCGCCAAAUUCAACGCCAAAAUGCGAGCGGAUUGUCUCGUGCCUUACCACGGACUACCCACUCCUACAAACUCCCCAGUCGUGAGCAACGAUUAUCUCGAAGGGACCUCGUGGACACCACCCUCACCUGUCACUGCAUGCCUACCCCUAGAAGAGCCCCUAGAAGAAGCGGACGCCAUUGCUCAGGCCAUUAAGCGCCCAUUGCUGGCCCGUGCACCAUAG
Messenger RNA from Coprinopsis cinerea okayama7#130, 384 nucleotides. RefSeq lists its product as hypothetical. The transcript has 4 exons. The coding region runs from base 1 to 384 and encodes 127 amino acids. The record is from RefSeq and is a predicted model, not a curated record. NCBI's taxonomy places the organism in Eukaryota, Fungi, Basidiomycota, Agaricomycetes, Agaricales, Psathyrellaceae.